Messenger RNA from Fomitiporia mediterranea MF3/22, 1002 nucleotides. RefSeq lists its product as uncharacterized. The record is from RefSeq and is a predicted model, not a curated record. NCBI's taxonomy places the organism in Eukaryota, Fungi, Basidiomycota, Agaricomycetes, Hymenochaetales, Hymenochaetaceae. The transcript is spliced from 3 exons. The coding region runs from base 7 to 1002 and encodes 331 amino acids.
CCCACAAUGAGCGCGAUUACAGUCGACCACAAUGGGGUCGAAUUGUCUUAUUCUGAUAGCGGUGCCCCAGCCCAACUCCCUUAUAUUACCUUUGUUGCAGUACAUGGACUGGGAUUCACGAAUGCUGUUUUCAAGAAAGUACAAGCUAUCGCAUCGAAAUCUAACGUUCGAUUUAUUGCGAUCGUGCGACGUGGAUAUGAAGGUUCUACCCCGCUUUCUGAAGCUGAGACCGCUGCUACAAUGACCGGGACGGACGAUGAAAAAUUGGACUUCCUUAAUGCACGAGGCAUCGAGCUCGCAAUUUUUAUCAACAAGCUCAUCCAGCAACUAGGUCUUCCACCAAUAACCGAGGAUGGAAAGAGCGGAGGACUUGCUCUUCUCGGAUGGUCUGCAGGCAACAUGUUGACCCUUGCUUCCAUCGCCAAUCUAGACAAACUCUCUUCUGAAGUGACGGCCCGACUUGCAGCUUAUGUCCGAGCCCAUAUUAUGGAAGAGCCUCCGCCCAUGUGCCUCGGUCUGCCAAUCCCACCCCAAACCUGGUCUCCACUCUUUAACACAUUAAUCCCUGAACCUGAGCGAACGUCAUUCUAUAUGAGCUGGGUCACGUCUUAUUUCGAUAAUGGUGAUCUAUCGAGUCGCGAUAUCAACGCUAUCCUUUAUGCUGCCCCUAGCCCACGCCGGCCUCCUUCAAUUUACAAUAUGUCAGCAGAAGCGAAAGCACUCAUUGUUACGGAUGUGGUUGUACCAGAGAUCAACAGUAUAUUUGCUACCUUUCUUCAGAAUAACGUGAUUUAUUGUAAAGCGUGCCACGAUGCCUCUAUCAAGUCUCUGUUGCCGAGGAUGAAAACGUCGGUCUUGUGCGGGGACUUGACCGUAUCAUUCGGCACGAGUGGUCUGUUAGCACUGCAAGAUGAAAACGACAAAACCCAAGGGGGUAUGCAUUUUGAAGUCGCUCCUGGCCUAAAUCACUUUGUAAGUUGGAGACUUGUCUUCACACUCUGA